AUGGCCGCCGCCCAGGAUGAAACUUCUGUGAGCAGUGAAGAUUUUGACAAGAAUGACUCCACGUGGAUGUCAGCUGACCCCCACCUGGCCUCCAACCUGAGCCCCAACCAGGAGGAGAGGAUGUGGAGCCCGCAGAACCUCCAUAGCCAAGAGGACGAUGACUCCUCUUCUGAGAGUGGCAGCGGCAAUGGCUCGUCUACCCUGAACCCGUCCACUUCAAGCAGCACACAGGGCGAUCCUGCCUUCCCUGAGAUGAAUGGUAACGGUGCUGCAGCCCCCAUGGACUUCACUGCUGCCUCUGAGGAUCAGCCGAUCAACUUGUGUGAUAAGCUGCCACUGGGCACAGCACUGGGCACACCAUCCUACCCCUCCAAUGGCUGCAGCACUGAUGGGCUGUGGAGCCGCGUCAAGUAUGGGGUAAAGAACACUCCUGAGUCUCCCCCCUAUAGCUCUGGGAGCUAUGAUUCCACCAAGACUGAAGUCAGUGGCUGUCCUGAGGACCUGACCGUGGGCCGGGCCCCUGCAGCAGAUGAUGACGAUGAUGAUCAUGAUGACCAUGACAAGAUGAAUGACUCAGAGGGCAUGGACCCUGAGCGGCUCAAGGCCUUCAAUAUGUUUGUGCGGCUGUUUGUGGAUGAGAACCUGGACCGCAUGGUGCCCAUCUCCAAGCAGCCCAAGGAGAAGAUCCAGGCCAUCAUUGAGUCAUGUAGCCGGCAGUUUCCCGAGUUCCAGGAGUGGGCCCGCAAGCGCAUCCGCACAUACCUCAAGUCCUGUCGUCGUGUGAAGAAGAAUGGCAUGGAGAUGACCAGACCCACUCCUCCCCACCUGACCUCAGCCAUGGCAGAAAACAUCCUAGCAGCUGCCUGUGAGAGCGAGACAAGAAAAGCAGCUAAAAGGAUUCGCCUGGAGAUCUACCAGUCCUCACAAGAUGAACCCAUAGCCCUGGAUAAGCAGCACUCUCAGGACUCCACAGCCAUCACCCAGACCUCAGCAGGCCAAGGGGCCUCUCCCUCAACACUCCGUAGCCAUGACAGCAGCACUCUGCUGCCUGCCCCUGCCCAGAGCUGGCAGAAGCCCUGUUGCCUUUCCUCCCUCAGAGCAAGGAGGCCUCAGGGGAGCCAGGGCUGAGUAGCCACGAGGAUAACCACAGAGAGCCACUCUCGAUCCCAGAGCAGGUGCCCCUUCCCAAACUGGUUUAUGCCAGGGACUGCUUGUGGGCAGCCUGACAGACCACCCCUCAAACAGGUGGGCAGGCAGGGCCAGUGCAGAUUCCUACCUGUUCAGAUUCAGGGCUGCAAGGCAGGGCUCCCCACCCUGCACACUUCCACCCUGGGCUUAAAUGUGGUUUCUCAUGUGGCCUCCAAUGCCUACCCAGCCACACCACCUCUGCCUUCAUGUGCCCGCUCACCAACCAGGCCUCUCUGGACUGGGCCAGGACACCUGAGCCCCCUUCGGACAGCACAAGCUCCAGUGCCCAGGGCCUCCCCACAGCUGGCUGACCAUGUGCCCAGUUCCCCACCUGCUCAGUAGGACUCCUGGAUGUUUGAAUUUGUGUAAAUAUUUAUUUUUGUGUGUGAAUACUACAAAGUAAUCAGAUCUUUUGCAAAAUGUUACCCCUGGCAAUUUGUGAAAAUAUUAAUGUAAAAGUUGGCAGAGACAAUCGCCGCCCUAGAAUUUCUGGUAUCAAUUGCUUACCAUGUCAUUUCUGCUCCCAGAGGCAGUACCCAAGCUCGACACAAGUGGUUUGCAUUUUUGGAAGAUGAAAGAAGAGACUAGGCAGGGAAUCCUCCCUCCACCCCCAUGGGACACAUCUGUAAGAGCAAGCAUAGUCUACAUCUAAGGGAUGUUUCCUAAGUGCAGGCAGUCUCGAUCAGCCACCGGCAGCCUGCUCCCAGAGGACAGUGUGAGCAUAGGUUCCAUGUGUUUUUAAGAGUAACAGGACCAGUGCCAGUGCUGAUGGCUUCCAGAGGGACUGCAGGGCAGUGGGAUCUAUCAUGCUGACCUGGACUUCCUCCCAGGGAAGCUGUCCCCAAAGCCUCAGAGACAGCCAUAUCAGGAGCAAGAUAGUGUGGGGACAGGAUUCCAUUACCUAGUUCAGUCAGGGGACUUGUUCUGUUUUGCUUUUGUUUUGAAAGAUGCAGCUUCAAGCCUCCCCCUCCUGACUUGGGCCUGCCUUUUCCCAGGGGAGCUCCUCAAAGCCCUGUCCUACAGCCACUUCGGGCUGAUGGAAGGCUCAGGGUACAAAGUCAUCAUUGGUGAACUCAAGUUCAAUGGAAAUGCCAGUGUAGGAUACACCAGUCUCAGAGUCCUUGCAGGGCAGAUGCCUGCAGGUGUCAAGAAGUGGUGGAUGACCUGUUAGACCAGUGGUAGUGUACACGACCCAUCUGAAAGGGCUUCCUCUCGCCACUCAACAGAAGGACCGUUUAUUCCCAAGGAUGGUGUUGGGGAGGGGCAGGCAGGGCUAGGAGGGUCUUAGAGGACUUGGAACAGAUGGAACCCCUCUGUCCCUCCCUGUUCUCAAGGGCCACAUACGACU
Molecule: messenger RNA, 2536 nt
Organism: Peromyscus californicus insignis
Lineage: Eukaryota; Metazoa; Chordata; Mammalia; Rodentia; Cricetidae
Product: nucleolar protein 4-like
Exons: 1
Coding region: 1-1128 (375 amino acids)
Source: RefSeq, a predicted model, not a curated record